AUGAUUAGUUCUAUUGUGUUUAUUAAUCAUAAGGGAGAAAUCCUUGUUUAUAGAGUCUAUAAGGAUGACAUAACAAGAAGUGAGACUACUCAAUUUUGUGCUAAAGUUGUGGCCACUAAAGAAAAUAAAGAAUGCCCAAUUAUCAAUAUUGAUGGAACGUCAUUUAUCCAUAUUACUAUAAAAGACAUAGUAGUGUUAGCAACAACAAAAGUAAAUGUGAAUGUAGCAAUGACCUUGCAAUUUCUUUAUCAAUUAGUUAAAGUAUGCAGAGCCUAUUUUGGUGGUGAAUUUGAUGAAAAUUGUAUAAAGAAACAUUUUGUGCUUAUCUAUGAACUUCUGGAUGAAGUGAUGGAUUAUGGUGUUCCGUAAAUAGCAGACGCAGAUCUUUUGAAAAAAUACAUUUAAGAAGGAGGAUUAAAGCCAGAGUUGAUGAACGAUGUUGAAAAAUUGAAAUAAUUAACGUCCUAAGCAACAGGAGCCACUUCUUGGAGACCACAAAACAUUGUAUAUAGAAAGAACGAAGUGUAUCUGGAUGUCAUAGAGAGUGUGAAUGUGUUGAUGUCAGUAAAGGGGACAAUCCUGAAGGCAGAUGUGGCUGGAUCGAUUCAGAUGAAAUGCUUAUUGACUGGAAUGCCAGAAUGCAAAUUUGGAAUGAACGAUAAAUUGUUAAUGUAGAGAGAGCCACGUAAACCUGGUCAGACAACAACUGAUAAAGGCAUAACUAUUGAUGAUCUCAAAUUCCAUCAAUGUGUUAAAUUACCAAAAUUUGAUAAGGAAAGAGCUAUUACUUUUAUUCCUCCUGAUGGUCAAUUUGAGUUGAUGACCUAUAGGAUCACUGAGAAUAUUAAUUUGCCUUUCAAAAUCAUGCCAGUGUACAAUGAAUUAGGGAAGAACAAAUUAGAAAUUAGAGUCAAAAUUAAAUCAAUUUUUGAAAAGAAUCUAUUUGGUACAAAUCUAGCUAUAAAAAUUCCAGUGCCCAAGAAUACAGCAAAUGUUAGUACCAAUUCUGCAAUCGGAAAAGCCAAACAUGAGCCAGAAUAAUAAGGAGUUAUUUGGAGGAUAAAGAAAUACCCUGGAGAUUUCGAAGCUUUAUUACGUUGCGAAAUUGAUUUAGGAUCAACGACAAAUUAAUAACCUUGGAUCAAACCACCCAUUUCAAUUGAGUUUUAGGUGCCUAUGUUUACAGCAAGUGGAUUAAGAGUAAGAUUCUUAAGAGUUUAUGAAAAAUCAGGAUACAAACCAACGAAAUGGAUUAGAUAUAUCACAAAGGCUGGGGAGUAUUUACAUAGAUUGUGA
This is a messenger RNA of Paramecium tetraurelia, 1296 nucleotides long. RefSeq lists its product as uncharacterized. Gene Ontology annotation, cellular component: clathrin adaptor complex; cytoplasmic vesicle. The transcript has 5 exons. The record is from RefSeq and is a predicted model, not a curated record. Lineage: Eukaryota; Ciliophora; Oligohymenophorea; Peniculida; Parameciidae. Gene Ontology annotation, biological process: endocytosis; intracellular protein transport.